AACUAACUGUGAGAUCCUGGAUAAAGCUAUUUUUGGACAAAGUUCUGAGAAGACAUAGAAGGAAUUCCAGUGACGCGAACAAUUUUGAGAACAGUGCUACUUGCCUUUUGUUAUCAAGUUCAUCUAAGCAUGAAUAAGAGGGACUUCACUCGUGAGAAAACGUUUGUUUGUGACACCUGUGGGAAAGGCUUCGCUAAUGUAAAUCAUCUUAAAGGACAUAUCAGGGUGCAUACUGGUGAGAAACCAUUUGUUUGUGAUACCUGUGGUAAGGCCUUUGCCCGGCAAGGUACUUUAAACAGACACGAUCGUGUUCACACUGGUGAGACACCAUUUGUUUGUGAUACCUGUGGUAGAGCCUUUUCGCAACGAAUUAAUCUUAAAAGUCAUAGCAAGGUGCACACUAACGAGAAACCAUUCGUUUGUGCGACCUGCGGUAAGGCAUUUUCGUGUCCGACUAAUCUUAAGGCACAUGUCAGGGUUCAUACGGGUGAAAAACCAUUUGUUUGUGAGACCUGCGGUAGAGCCUUUUCUCAGGAAGUUAGUCUUACCAGACAUGUCAGGGUCCACACUGGUGAGAAGCCAUUUGCUUGUGAAACCUGUGGUAGAGCCUUCGCUGCACUAAGAGAACUAAAGAGACAUGCCAAGAUACAUGCUGGUGAGAAAACAUAAUUUGUAUGUGAGACUUAUG
Patiria miniata (bat star) is the source of this 688-nucleotide messenger RNA. Its product is annotated as gastrula zinc finger protein XlCGF7.1-like. Gene Ontology annotation, molecular function: DNA-binding transcription factor activity, RNA polymerase II-specific; RNA polymerase II transcription regulatory region sequence-specific DNA binding. Lineage: Eukaryota; Metazoa; Echinodermata; Asteroidea; Valvatida; Asterinidae. The record is from RefSeq and is a predicted model, not a curated record. Gene Ontology annotation, biological process: regulation of transcription by RNA polymerase II. The transcript has a single exon. Gene Ontology annotation, cellular component: nucleus. The coding region runs from base 130 to 669 and encodes 179 amino acids.